AUGGACGUCGACAUGAACGAGGCCGACGCGCUCGACGCGCUCGCCACAGUGCUCGGACGCAUUGCUGACGACCCUUACAACCUCACGCUCCAUGUCGAACACAUCCUCCUCGCACGCGCCACGAACAUGGACGAACAGAUCGACUCCGCCCUUGACAUGGUGACUGCCUACUGGGCGACCAGCGACGCGGUGUGGCUGCCCAUCCUCGAGCGAAAGAUAGCGGCAAGCGACCUCCAGUCCGCGGACGAUCUCCAAGCUACCCUGGACCUGUUCGUGCGUGCAGAGGGGGACUAUCUCUCCAUUCCCAUUCUGCAGAAGCAUAUCCAGUUUCUCGUGGAGCGGUAUGAAGCCUUCGCGGAGCAGGGAGAACGGCCUGGCGCGCUGGGUGAUAUGUUCUCCGCGGCGUGGAUGAGCGAGAAUAUGUCCCAAAUUUGUUCGCAUGGGGUUCCGCACUUGACACAGAGCCACCUUCUAUUCGAUCUCCGCCGCGACUGGGAGCUGGAGAGGCUGCAGAAUGCCAUGGGUGAAGAAAAAGCUUCGCUGGUGGGCUUAGUAGAGAAUAUGUUGCUGGAACGACUGACGCAGCCUCAUUCCAACCACGAUGAGACCUUUCAAGCAUAUUCAUCGUUCACGACCAGCUAUAAGUCCGAGGAUGAGUACGAGUCACUUCUCGUGAGUGCCUCCAAGUCGCGCGCGCACGCCGUGAAGGCGUACCAAAAGCGGGAGAGCAUGGAGACGUCACUUGCACAAUCCGGCUUCUCUCUUGCAGGUUACGCUUACUACCUCGCCUUUGAGCGGCGUGCGAAGAAGCCCGAUAUGCUCGUCCUCAAGGGCCUCUACGAGCGAGCAAUCGCCGAAGCCGAUAAACGUCGCUUCUCCGGAGAUCCAGCCGCGGAGCCGGCACUGCAGUCGUUCUGGACAGAAUAUGUGGGCAUGUUGCGAUCGGAAGACGUGGACGACGACGAGGUCCGAGCGACAUCCAAGAGGGGCCUCCGGAGCGUCCCUGCGUCAGGAGAGCUUCUAGCUUGCUAUAUGCGCUUCUUGGAAGCAUCACAAGAUGACGAAGCGGCGACAGAAAUUGCUGCUGUAUACGUGAAGUCGAAGACGGUCGGACCGCUACAAUCCGACGUCGAGCAGCUAGUCACGACCGUGAUAGCUCGAGCGAGCUAUGAGUGGAGACUUCUCCAAACCGCUGAGGAUGGCGUCGGUUUCGAGUCCUUGGAGGAAAUAAUUAUGGAGGGCAUCUCGCGUAUCAGAAAGGCAUCGCCCACGGGUGAUACCAGAGUCCGGGUGGAGAAGCUUUUUUCAUCCAUAUGCCUAGUACUAGACGAUCCAGGAGACCGAUCCGUGCAGCUAUGGAAAGACGCAGUCAAGUUCUACAAGACAAGCUACUUAGCCUGGUUGGCGUACACUGACGUGCUGGCCAAGAAGAACCUACAUAGUGAGGCGCGGACAGUAUUCAAGGACAUCGCGAUGAAGAACCUUGACUGGCCUGAAGCCAUAUGGGAUGCAUGGGUUUCCUUUGAACAGGUCAACGGCACCGUGCAGGACCUUGAAAACGCCCUCGAGCGCAUUCAAAAAGCACAAACUCAGGUCAACGCUAAGCGCGCCAGGGAGGCAGAGAAGGUGCAAGCGGAAAUGGCAGCUGCGCAGCUCAUUUCUGACACUGCCGCGACUGUGGCUGUCGACACUGCCAGGUCUGUACUAAUAGAACCCACAAAUGGCCCAUCUGCUAUGGAUGUCGACACACACAUCGAGGCUGGUUCGAAGAGGAAGGCAGAGGAUGAAGGCGUUCCUGAAGGUAGCAAGAAGGCGAGGGUGGAGGAGCCAGCCAAGCUGAAGCGGGACCGGGAGAACAGCACCGUGUUCGUGGCUGAUCUUCCGGCAGGCGUCAAAGACGACGACCUCGCUACGUUGUUCAGAGACUGCGGCAGUAUUCGGGAGGUCAAAAUCACGCAAUUGCCCAACUCUCUAGUUGCAACCGUGGAAUUCAUGGACAGAGAAAGCGUACCAGCUGCCCUCACCAAGGAUAAGAAGCGGGUGCGCGGCCGAGAGAUUGCGGUCCAUCUUGCUUGGCGGUCAACUCUAUACAUCACCAACUUCCCCGACGGCGCGGACGACACGUUCAUUCGAACCCUAUUUGGCAAGUAUGGGGAGAUUUUCGACGUGCGGUGGCCGAGUAAGAAGUUCAAGAAUACUCGGCGAUUUUGCUAUUUGCAGUUCACUACUCCUUUGUCCGCUGAGUCCGCGCUGGAGCUCAAUGGGACUGACAUGGAUGAUGGACACAAAAUGUCGGUGUACGUCUCAAAUCCGGAGCGUAAGAAGGAGCGCACAGAUAGCGACGCAAAUGAUCGCGAGAUCUAUGUCGCUGGUCUCAGCAAACUUGCGACCAAAGAAGAUCUCAAGAAUGUCUUCAAGACGUACAGCACCGUGAAGGACGUCCGCAUGAUUUUGGAUGACAAGGGAAAGUCGAAAGGGUUCGCUUUCGUGGAGUUCACGAGCGAGGACGACGCAAGAUCUGCUCUUGCUGCGAACAACCACGAGCUAAAGAAGCGUCGCAUGGCCGUUACACUGGCAGACUCGCGCGUCCGCGGGAAGAACAAGGCGCCCGGGUACCGUGCCGAAGUACGCAAUCGCUCUGUUCGCGUUCGCAAUCUUCCGCCUGGGACGCAGGAGGGGCUCCUACAACAGGCCCUCGAGAAGCACGCGCGUGUUCAGCGUGUCGAGGUCUUCCACAACGUCAACGAAGCCGACGUUGAACUUGAAAACGCUGCGGAGGCAGGAAAACUGCUGUUGCGACCAGACGCCAUCAUCUUCAACGGUGCAACACUGCAGAUCACCGCGGCGGAGGGUACGGCUGGUCCUUCAGCCUCGUCGCGCCCCAUGGCACCUCCAGCUGCGAAUGCGGGACUUUUUAUUCCUCGCGCGGCCGUCUCGCGGCCCCGUGCGGGCCUUGGCAGCAAGCAACGCGGGUUGGGCUCGACUCAGGCUGCAAGGCCAGCUGCAGGCUCGUCUGGUAGUGGUGGAGGUACUGCGAAGGGUCAGGACGAUUUCCGCAAGAUGUUGUCGGGUGGAAAGUAG
This is a messenger RNA of Epithele typhae, 3081 nucleotides long. RefSeq names its product RNA-binding protein Prp24. The transcript has 23 exons. Lineage: Eukaryota; Fungi; Basidiomycota; Agaricomycetes; Polyporales; Epitheliaceae. The record is from RefSeq and is a predicted model, not a curated record. Gene Ontology annotation, molecular function: protein binding; RNA binding. The coding region runs from base 1 to 3081 and encodes 1026 amino acids. Gene Ontology annotation, cellular component: ribonucleoprotein complex.